This is a messenger RNA of Drosophila eugracilis, 482 nucleotides long. Its product is annotated as drosulfakinins-like. The coding region runs from base 8 to 367 and encodes 119 amino acids. The transcript is spliced from 2 exons. NCBI's taxonomy places the organism in Eukaryota, Metazoa, Arthropoda, Insecta, Diptera, Drosophilidae. The record is from RefSeq and is a predicted model, not a curated record.
UUAAAGAAUGGGACUCAGAAGAUGCAUGCACGUCAUCACCCAUGUUUUGCCGCUCUGGGCGUUGGCUAUUUGCGUUCUCAUGGUGGUGAUGGUCGCAGCACAGACAACCAGUCUAGACAUAGCCAAAGAAGAACGGCGACUACAAGAGUUGGAAUCCAAUUCGGGAGCGGAGACGGAUCCGUUGAACGGCAAUUUAGCUAGAACAACAUUGUACCGUUUUGGGGAGAGGCAAUUAAAUCUCCUGAUGCAUAAUGAUGACGAUCAGGCAAAAGCUAAGAGUUAUGACUACUGCAGUCCCAUGAGACUUAGCAAAAGAGGAGGCGACGAUCAAUUUGAUGACUACGGCCACAUGCGCUUUGGCAGGUAAACCCAUAGCAACAAUUUGACAGAGAAUAGAUAUUAUUAAUAGUUAUGAUUGUGUAAACUGUAAUAUUAUAUAUUGAAAAAACAUUCAAGUAAUAAAUUUUCGCAUUCCAAAAAUA